GCCCGGAGCUGCUGGGCCAGAGCGGCGGCGCCGCCAUGUCCGACAGCGAGAAGCUCAACCUGGACUCUAUCAUCGGGCGCCUGCUGGAAGUGCAGGGCUCGCGGCCUGGAAAGAAUGUACAGCUGACAGAGAACGAGAUCCGUGGUCUGUGCCUCAAAUCCCGGGAGAUUUUCCUGAGCCAGCCCAUCCUUCUGGAGCUGGAGGCACCCCUCAAGAUCUGCGGUGACAUCCACGGCCAGUACUAUGACCUUCUGCGGCUGUUCGAGUACGGCGGCUUCCCUCCAGAGAGCAACUACCUGUUCCUGGGGGACUACGUGGACCGGGGCAAGCAGUCUUUGGAGACCAUCUGCCUGCUGCUGGCCUAUAAGAUCAAGUACCCGGAGAACUUCUUCCUGCUCCGUGGGAACCACGAGUGUGCCAGCAUCAACCGCAUCUAUGGCUUCUACGAUGAGUGCAAGAGACGCUACAACAUCAAGCUGUGGAAAACCUUCACUGACUGCUUCAACUGCCUGCCUAUCGCUGCCAUUGUGGACGAGAAGAUCUUUUGCUGCCACGGAGGCCUGUCCCCCGACCUGCAGUCCAUGGAGCAGAUUCGGCGUAUCAUGCGGCCCACAGACGUGCCUGACCAGGGCUUACUGUGUGACCUGCUGUGGUCUGACCCCGACAAGGACGUGCAGGGCUGGGGCGAGAAUGACCGCGGCGUCUCCUUUACCUUUGGAGCGGAGGUGGUGGCCAAGUUCCUGCACAAGCACGACUUGGAUCUCAUCUGCCGGGCACACCAGGUGGUAGAAGAUGGCUACGAGUUCUUUGCCAAGAGGCAGCUGGUGACACUCUUCUCAGCUCCUAACUACUGCGGCGAGUUUGACAACGCAGGCGCCAUGAUGAGCGUGGACGAGACGCUCAUGUGCUCCUUCCAGAUCCUCAAGCCCGCCGACAAGAACAAGGGGAAAUAUGGGCAGUUCAGUGGCCUGAAUCCUGGAGGCCGGCCCAUCACCCCACCCCGCAACUCCGCCAAAGCCAAGAAAUAGCCUCCAUGUGCCCGCCCUCUAUCCCAGAUGGUGGAUUGUACAGAAAUCACAUGGCCACAGGGGGGGUCACACUGGCCCCCAGGCCCACUUGUCAUGGGGAACACGGAGCCUUGGUGUAUUUUUCUUUCUUCCUUUUUUUUUUUUUUUUUUUUUUUUUU
This is a messenger RNA of Sus scrofa (pig), 1186 nucleotides long. RefSeq names its product protein phosphatase 1 catalytic subunit alpha (gene PPP1CA). Gene Ontology annotation, molecular function: protein serine/threonine phosphatase activity. The record is from RefSeq and is marked provisional. NCBI's taxonomy places the organism in Eukaryota, Metazoa, Chordata, Mammalia, Artiodactyla, Suidae. Gene Ontology annotation, cellular component: nucleus; cytoplasm.